AUGAGUGUCCAGGAGUACACUCUGAAGUUUAACCAACUGGAUCGUUAUGCAACAGAAUUAACAGGUAAUAUAAGAGCCCAGAUGAGAAAUUUUGCCUCUAGCCUUUCAGAUGAUCUAACGCUUGAAUGUCAAGGGGUGAUGCUAAAUAGGGCUAUGAACUUUGCUAGGAUGUUAGUCUACAUCCAGCAGGUAGAGGAAAAGAAAAAGAAAAUCAAUGAAUCUAGAGAGAAGGACAGGCAGGUGAAGAGAUCCAGAACAGUGGAUCAGAACCCCAGUCAGCAGCAGAGCGUUGUAUUUGUUCCUUUGACCUUUGUGCUCCUAUGGAUAAGGUAUAGAAGAGGUAAAAGUGCUCCUCAGCAAGCUGAUUCAUUGUCUACCGUAGCAAGAGAAAGGAUUUCAUACUAUGAACUUCUCCGAGCAACUAAUGUGCUUAGUGAGAGUAAUCUGAUUGGUUCCGGAAGUUUUGGCUCAGUUUACAAAGGCAUUCUCAGAAGUGGAACUUUCAUUGCAGUUAAAGUGUUCAACCUGCAACUGGAUGUGGUAUUCAAGAGUUUUUAUAUGGAAUGUGAAGUUUUGCGUAGCCUUCGCCAUAGGAAUCUUGUAAAAGUCAUUACUAGUUGUUCUAAUCUUGAUUUCAAGGCUUUAGUUCUCGAGUAUAUGCCUAAUGGGAGCCUUGAAAAAUAUUUGUAUUCGCACAAUUACUUCCUCGACAUCAGGAAGAGACUAAGCAUAUUGAUAGAUGUGGCAUGUGCUUUUGAAUAUCUUCACCAUGGAUGCUCGUCACCUGUGAUCCACUGUGAUCUGAAGCCUAGUAACGUCUUGCUGGAUGAGCUAGAAAGUGUAUUGCAUCUUUUAAAUAAUUGUUUGACUAUAGAGUAUAGACUGAAUGGACUAGUGUCAACAAAGUGUGACGUAUACAAUUACGGGAUCAUGUUGCUGGAAAAGUUUGCUGGGAGAAAUCCUAAUGAGUUUGAGGGAGAUCUUAGCUUGAAACAAUGGGUGAGUUAUUCACUCCCAAAGGCGGUAAUGGAUGUUGUAGAUGCCAACUUGGUAACAGCAAUAGGUAAAGGCUUACAGAAGGAGCAACAUGUUGUGGCAUCAAUCCUCAAAGUAGCAUUAGAUUGUUGUGCUGAAUCUCCGGCAAGAAGGACUAACAUGAAAGAUAUUGUAGCGAUGCUGCAGAAGAUCAAGAUUCAACUUCUUGCAUGUUGA
Capsicum annuum is the source of this 1212-nucleotide messenger RNA. Its product is annotated as probable LRR receptor-like serine/threonine-protein kinase At3g47570. The coding region runs from base 1 to 1212 and encodes 403 amino acids. Gene Ontology annotation, biological process: protein phosphorylation. NCBI's taxonomy places the organism in Eukaryota, Viridiplantae, Streptophyta, Magnoliopsida, Solanales, Solanaceae. The record is from RefSeq and is a predicted model, not a curated record. Gene Ontology annotation, molecular function: protein kinase activity; ATP binding. The transcript has 3 exons.